CGCAGUGCCGCGUGUGUGUGUGCGCGAGUAGCAGCCGGGCGUCGUGGUUUCGGUUGGCUGGGAGGAAGAGGAAUAACGAACGUGGGAGCCAAGAAGAAUUCCUCGUCGGCGAACGGCGCUGGGGCGAGAAGCGACAAUAUCCACAGGGUUUCUGAAACGUUUUUACGGACUACACACGUCUCCUUAGGGGAAAUUUAGGGAAGUUUUCCCCCUCACGCGUUCCCGGGUCGGAUAAGAUCACUCUGUCUUCUGGCAGCUUGGUGACGCCCACAAAAGGAACGGACUGACCGUAACUCAUGGCUUCCUUAGUACUGGGACUUUCUCUGGUCUAUGAUUUAAGUGGCCUUUGAGCUUCCAGAUUGGUCCAGAAGGAUUAGGAAAGCUGAGUCCUUUCCUACCAAAAAAAAAUAAAAAAUGAGUGUGGGAGGAAGAAGCAACUGCAGUGUGGAGCUUGUCCAUAUCUCUUCCCUCUCACUGAACACCAGCAGUUUCGAUCCAGGAUGCUCUCUCCCCUGCGACCAGUGCCCUCAUUUUUGGCCCUGACACUACAGUGGGCUCCAUAAACAUGUACAGAGACACAGGGGUGUGUGCCACCCCUCUCUCUCAACCCCUUCCUCCACCCCACCUCCGUCUACCCCUCCAUAAUGGCCACUCUUCCAUGGGCGAUCCAGCCCUGUCCCGUGUCUCCGUGCCCAAAAUGGGAGUUCGAGCUCGGAUUGCAGAGUGGCCUCCUCGCAGGGCACUUUCACGAGAAUCGCUGCUUGAAAAUGGCCAGGGCAGUCAUCCGGAUGACCUCAACAGUGAGGAUGUGUUUACACGUGGAAAUGUGACCAGGUUACCACAGGGAGGUACCAGAGACAGUGACUUCCUUGAAUCAACUCAAACAAGGUCUCCGGGCACACCACCGACAUUUCGGGCUUCUGGGUUUGCUCCACUCCGACAGCGCUCCAACAGCGAGAUAACAUUAAGUGAGCAAGAUGAAACAGAGGUCGAAGGCCGUUUGUUCCGGGAAUAUGGCAGUACCUCUUCCAUCAACGUACAGGCUGUUUCUGAGCAAAGCUUCUUUGACAUGCUCAGCCAGUUUCAACAGGAACGACCAGACCAACGUAGCACAGCCCCCGCCAAACUUGGAGAGCUGCUCGGUGCUUCCUUAGAGGGACCCCCUUCACACGGCGCCUUGUCGACACCACGGCCUGAUGACCGCCCAGAGAAUCGUGUACGCAAAAAGAGUGGUGGCACAGAGUCGUCUCUUGGCACCUCCUCCUUAUUCCGCAAACUCCGCAGCUCCAGCCGCGGAGAAACAGAGACUCCACGAGGUGACUCGGAUGACCCACGACUCCCCGAGACAUUGUCUUCCAAACCCUGGGUAUGCGUGCGGAGUUUUGCCCACUUUGAUGCUCAGAGCAUUCUGUUUGACUUGCACGAGGCGGCAGCUCGUCGGAGCUACGCUGCCCAGCGGCGAAACACAGCCACUGGAGCUUCAGCUGCUUCUUCGGCUGCUGUUUCUUUGGCAGUUUCUAGAGCUAUUGCUCUGGGGGGAGUGGAGCCCAGCUUCUCCAGCACUGAUGACCUCAGUGUCAGGGACCUAUCGGAAGGAUCAAUCCCAGCACUGGAACAUUCAGAGCAGGGUGGUUCUGCUAGCGUUAAUCCCAACUCUCAGCAACAGCUGUUGCUUAGCUGCCCGCACUUCAUCAAUGAGACCGGAAGCUACAGGGAGCGUAAUGUCAGCUUCCUGAGCUCAUGGGCGGAGCGAGGAGAGGCUGGCAUCGUUGAGCCUCGGCUUCGUCCACGUUGCAGUAAUGCAAGUGUCUCCAAACUUGAGGUGCCGCCAGAUGUUCAAGCCACCAGGUUAGAGAGACUCCAGCAACACUGCAUCGAGCACGUUGACCUGGGUGCCAGAUACUACCAUGAGCACUUCUAUGGGAAAGAGCACUGGAACUACUUUGGUAACGAUGAGAAGCUGGGGCCCGUGGCUCUUAGCAUUCGAAGAGAGAAACUGGAUGAUACCAAAGAUUUAAAGGACCAGUACCAGUAUCGCAUCAUCUUUCGCACUAAUGAGCUGGUCACGCUACGAGGAGCGAUCCUGGAGGACGCGAUUCUGUCCACAGCAAAGCACGGAACGCUUCGUGGUUUGCCUUUAAAGGAGGUUCUGGAGUAUGUGCUGCCAGAGCUCAGCGUGUCCUGUCUGCGAAUGGCUCUCAGCACACCAAAGGUCACAGAGCAGCUUCUUAAACUGGACGAGCAGGGGCUCAGUCAGAAACACAAAGUGGGCAUCCUGCUGUGUCGAGCGGGACAGAGCACUGAGGAGGAGAUGUACAACAAUGAAGAGGCUACGCCAGCCUUCACCGCCUUCCUCGAGCUGCUGGGAGAAACUGUGUGUCUGAGAGGUUUCAACAAAUAUGCUGCCCAGCUAGACACCAAAACGGACUCAACUGGAACACACUCCCUGUAUACAACCUAUCAGGACUAUGAGAUCAUGUUUCACGUGUCCACCAUGCUUCCAUACAUGCCCAAUAAUCCUCAACAGCUCCUGAGGAAGAGGCACAUAGGAAAUGAUAUAGUCACGAUUAUAUUCCAGGAGCCGGGAGCCCUACCGUUCACUCCACAGAAUAUUCGCUCUCACUUCCAGCACGUGUUCGUCAUUGUCCGUGUGCACAACCCUUGCUCUGACAACACCUGCUACAGUGUGGCAGUGACCCGCAUGAAGGACGUGCCUCCAUUUGGUCCGCCACUACCUUCAAGUGGAUUGACGUUCCGUGACCCAGCUGCCUUCCGCGCUUUCCUACUGGCCAAGAUCAUCAAUGCAGAGAAUGCUGCGCACAAAUCAGAGAAGUUCCAUGCCAUGGCAACCCGCACACGCCAAGGAUACCUACGGGACCUGGCGGAGAACUGUGUUUCCACUACGCCACUUGACACGGCUGGCAAGCUGAACAAUCUCAUCUCUCUGGCCUCCAAACGCAAGGAACGCAUCCGGGCACGCGAAGCUGCAGAAAUGGGUGCCUUAGGGGCGCUUGUUUGGCGUGUACUUGCACAGGACUUCAGUGGCGGAGGCGCUGAGUUUCCAUGUGCUCUAGCCAUCUCCAACGAGUACAUUGUCCUGGCGGACUGCUCCACCAAAGAGGUGAUAUUUAACUGUUUCUGUGCUGAUGUGAUUGGUUGGACAGCAGAGAGACUUGCACUGAAGAUUUUCUAUGGUAGAGGAGACCACGUUGCCUUACGGGUACCAGAGGGCAGUGCACAAGAUGUCAGAGAGGUUGUGCAGAGACUUAAGGCAUUGACUGUAGGUUGUGAAACGGUUGAUAUGACGUUACGACGUAAUGGUUUAGGCCAGCUUGGUUUCCAUGUGCGUUUGGAUGGAACUGUGUCCGAAGUGGAGGAAUAUGGCUUUGCUUGGCAGGCAGGGCUCCGGCAGGGUAGCCGUUUGGUAGAAAUCUGCAAAGUUGCCGCUGUGACGCUAUCCCACGAGCAGAUGAUCGACCUACUGCGGACUUCGGUCACUGUAAAAGUGGUCAUUAUUCCACCUUUUGAAGAGGGAGGGGCCCGCAGGGGCUGUACAGAAGAGCACGAGAUGAAGAUGAUGGAGCAGAAGGGAGAAGUGGAGCCAGUGGCUGCAAGCUAUCGUGCUGGGCAGCAAACCCCAGUAUGGCGCUGGGACAGCCCCCCUGGUACACACAGCUCUGCUCAGCGCUGGACCCCCAGCGGACCCCCACCAGUUCCCAGCCGUACACACAAAGCUCUGGUCCCCAUUCCAUACAGAGAACCCCAACACAUCUCUGCAAAAAGGCCUGUCAGUUACCCAGAGAACCAUUACAGUGUGUCUCCUCUUGGCGUGGACAGAGGGAUGCCAUACAGAAACCCUUCGGCUAGUUUCUCCAGUCCAAGCUCUGGGUUCAGCUCCACCGCACUGGGGGUGCCGGGACUCAGCGGACCCUUUGUCCACUAUAAAACCACUCGAGACGGGUUUGGGUCAGUCCAGCGGUCUCUCCAGCCAUUUGAUCCACACGUCACUGUCGAUGUCUCGAGUGGAGAAUCAUCAUCUGGCUUCACUAGCCAAGAAAGCACGAUGGAGCGCAACAAGUCCGAGCACGUGUGGCAUGUUCCUGCUUCAUCACGAGGUGUGUCAGUGGGCUCAGCUCCGAGAAGACAGACUCGACAGGACGUUGCAGGGAAAGACUCUCCAAACCGCCCCUCUAAGGGUGAGGCACACUAUUCCAGUCACUCCAGCAGUAACACACUCUCCAGCAAUGCUUCCAGCAGUCACAGCGACGAGCGCUGGUUUGACAGCAUGGGAGGUGGGGUUUCUGGUGCCCUGAGUGACCCCUCAGACCCCGACCCAGACCAUAUGGGCAAGGGAGGGUCCAGUGACAGUGGCAUCGAUGCAUCUCUUUACACACCAAGUCCUAACACUAAAGGAGCCAAACCUAGCCGCAGCUUAGCAGGAACCCCCCAUAAACCUCUGCAUGGCUCUGCUACCUACAGCGGCUUGCAGGAGCUGUCCGGAGCGGGAGGGAGGGCGGCAGGAGAGGGUCGUCGCAGGGAGUCGUCACCCGUCAUUGCAUCAGCCAAUCAAAGCAGGAACUAUCGCACACGCACAUUCCCCCCUCCUGGAUCAGCCAAUGUUGACAACUUCAAACCAAGGACCUGCUAUACCCCUCAAGGGUACAAGACCCCUGCUGUGGUCGAUAAACCCCAGCCUUUCAGAGCUUCAACAGUCACACCCACAUCAGGCUCUGGCCAGCUCUCAAGCUCCGCCCCCAAGUCAUUUAGUAAAAGCAAGAGUACAUGGCAACAGGAGGAGAACAGCACAGCAACCAGCACCACCUCCACUGACAGCAACAGCAACAAGCAGGUGGAUACGAACAGUAAGAAUGUGUUCGGACAGCCCCGGUUACGUGCCUCUCUGAGGGACCUGCGCUCACCACGAAGAUCUCACAAGAGCACCAUUGAGGACGACUUGAAAAAGCUCAUCAUCAUGGACAACCCUGCAGAGACACCAUCAAGGGAUGCGUCUCCUCAUCGGACCUUGCAACGUACUUUCUCAGAUGAGAGUCUGUGCAGUGGACGGAGAGAUUCUAGUUAUGCAAGCACGCCUCUUUUUGAAGGACAAGUGCCGCCCAGUGACCUUCUCUUCACUUGCACGCUGCCUACUCGCCGCCACGGUCACAACACCAAUAAUUUAGCCCUCAUGCCUAGUAAGAAAGUACCGUUGUCUGCAUCAGAAUUAUCUCUAACUGAGGUGAGGGAUAAAGUUCCACCUCUCAGAAGACUGGACCCUGGACUCAUGCCCCUUCCUGACACUGCCUGUGGUCUAGAGUGGUCCAGCUUAGUUAAUGCGGCCAAAGCAUAUGAAGUGCAAAGAGCUGUUUCUUUAUUUUCAUUAUCUGAGUCUCAUGCGGGCAGCAAUGAGUUGAGACCCGUCAUCAGCCCGGUACAUUUCCACACGCCACAGACUCCCCGCACCACUCCUACUUUCAGCAGUGAAGAGGUUCCCAAUGACCUGUCUGGGCGUCUGUAUCAUCUGGAAGUCAUGCUGAAACAGCUGAACAGUGAUCUGGAAAAAGAGAAACAAGACAAGGCAGUGUUGUUAGCAGAGAUGGCUAAUCUAAGGCAGAACAACCAGCGUCUACAGGAGGAAUCGCACUCAGCCAGUGAACAGCUCCGCAAGUUUAGCAAAAUCUUAUCCUCUACCAUGCCCGAAAGGAAAUGACUGUUCCCUUUCAUUUGAGAGAAGAUGAGAGGAGAUCUUCACGUACCUGCACUUUGCCGAAUAUGGCACGUUAAAUGCCAACAGCUAAUGUAAUUCACAGUCUCUUAUCAUCCAGUACAUCCACUGUCCCGCUCGCCCUCAUCUAGACAGGUGUGCCAGCUCAUCCUCACCACACACCGUACUGUCAGCUUAUGAAAGUGUGACAGAGGGAAACCGAAAGAGGUUAUGUGGGUCUGCCUGAUGACUUGAGACUUUAAAGCUUUAACUUAAAGCCGGUACAGAAGUACAAAUUUCUAUUUUUAAACCAACAAACACAAGCGCGAUUUCCUACCUUGAAACGAGCGAUCUCCUCAUCUGAUCGAACUACUUUCGGAACUAUUUUCUCGUAGAUUUAUUUUUGUACUCGACGAGUCGACACUAAGCUUGAGAGACGCUAAACGUCAGAGAGGCCUAUAUACUGCACAGUCAGCUCAACAGCCAAAACGAAAAAAGCAACAGAAAAUCGAAUCUUGAGCCACGUGAGAGAUCCUACCUUUUCCAACACGUUGCGAGAAAUCACGGUACUGUAAUUGUGAGAAAAAAGUACAGUGCCCUGGGGAUGACUUUCAUGAUAACAUGUCACUGUAAAGUAUAAUUCUACAUCGCAUAAUCAUGUGCAGGUAUAUUAAACGCUAUUGUAUUCAUAUUUAUAGUGGCAGUUGUUCAAACCAUCCUCAUCUCAGCUGAUUUAUCAUCCAACUGACUUCUAUAGGGAUCAUAGUGACUGAAACUCUGCAAUAAUGGCUCUGUAGAUCUUCACUUCUCCAGAGAUGGAGAACCACCACCACUUUCAAACCAGUGAUAGCAACCACUACUAAAACUGUGAUGUUACACCCAAGUCUUUGAUCCUUUGUUUCCUCUGUGCAUGGACAUCGGUCAGUCUUUAAGUGACAGUGCCAUGUGACAGGAAAUGCCACUUGCUCUCUUAUGUAUGGUUUUGGCAUAGCACUGUGUGUAAACUUGGGCUGUUCUGUCAGAUUUCGACACUGUAUAUGUAUAUGUAUAUGCAAAGCCGUCACUUAAGAAACCCUGGUCAGCGGUGUUCCAUACAGACUCUAUUUUUCUAUUUGUAUUUAGUUCAGGUUUAUCAGGUGAAACGACUGUUGGCAAUAGAUGGCUGUUUUCAACUUCUAGAAAGAUCAUCGUGUUUACAUACUAAGACGAUCUGCAGAGUACUCGGUUUUGCGCUCUUGAAAAUCUUCAAGAGUAAGUGGAAUAACAGUCAGGCCGGAUCGAAUGUGGUCUGUCAUGUACCCCAUGUUACUCUGUACAUGUCUGCCUUAAAGUGGUCAGCUGUGACCAGUGAUGUGACUCAUAUCAGCUCUCUCCAUCCCUUUAACCUGAUGUGACUGGAAAAAAUCUCUCCUCCUCUCUCAGGACCCGUAAGCUGCCCUCUCAAUGACCUGACCUAUUUAUUCACAUGAAAGCAGAAGCACUGCAACAGUCGGUUGACUUAACUGUAUUAGUCAUCAUAGCUAUAAGUGAAAAUAUAAUGUGUCUGCUUUGCUCAGAUUCACAAAAACAACUAUAUACAUGCCUAUUACAGUAACUAGCAUUGUUUAUUUAUGGGGUGAGAGAUACAAGUAAGACCUGACAUCAUUCAUUGCAGUUGUUUAGUAGUGUAAUUGUACAUAUAGUGAUUUUAUACAGCUUUGAACUGCUGAUAGCAAGCAUAACAUGUUCUCCCCACAACAAAUUAUGAGGAAAAAGGAAUAUUCCAUCUGAAAAUGUCAUUUAUUCCCCCUCAUGUUGUUCCAAUCCUGUAUGACUUUAUUGCUUCUAUGGAACAUAAAAGAAACUAUUUUGAAGAACGUUGGCAACUAAACAGUUUUGGUUCCCAUUGAUUUGUUUUGUAUUCUUUUAAUUUCCACAGAAGAAGAAAGCAAGUCAUACAGGUUUGGCUCAGCAUGAGUAAAUGGGAAUAAAAGUCUGUAUACAUGUUGGAAGCUUUUAUUUAUACAUCAUCACUUUGGGCUUGCAAAGUCAAAUGGUCAUAUUAUGAUAAGCUGAUUUGCCCCACUGUUUUUAUCAGAUUCUCAUCUCAUUGCUGUGACUACAAGAACUUCACCCGCUGUGUGAUUUUCUGUCAGUGAAGUGGGAGGUUUUUGCAGACUCUUGGUGUCUCACUCAGUUCUGGGUUACUGGGUGUCAUAUCUACACCAUGGAUUGUUUUAUGAUUUCUGUUUGUUUGAUAGCUGGGUGGAGGUGUUUUUAUUGUGUUUUAGUUCUUUUUAAUUUUUAAAAGGUAAAUAUGAGUAAUAUACUUGUGAAAACAUUUAUGUGCAUCUGUGUUGCGCAUUCUUAAAUCAUGGCGAAUUAUAAAGUCCAGCUGUAAUAUUUGAAGGUUUAUUUUUUAUGUGUAAUAUUUUGACUAUUUAUUUAGAUUUUGAUUUUUUUUCUUGUUCUCUUUUUAUACAGAAAGUCAAAUUCAAGGUGAAAAUUACAAGACCACAGAGUUGGUAACAUUUUUGAGGGUACUGAGUUUUUAGUUUGUCCUUUAUAUUUUGUUUGAUUCAUGAUCUUUUGUACAAAGCUGAUUUUAUCCAUUAUUGUAAUACAUCUUUUGUCUCUGUUUCCAUUAGCUUCAUGCAUGAAACAGUGGCUCUAAUGUCUCGAUUAACUAUUGAUAACUGAUCAAUCUUUCAGUUUCUUUUGGGGAUGUUGUAUCAAUGAGUGUACAUUUAAUAUGUGUAAAUUAUGUUUUCAUUAUUUUAUAAAAAAAAUAUAUUAAAUAUUUCAUAAUGAUAACA
Molecule: messenger RNA, 8496 nt
Organism: Cyprinus carpio (common carp)
Lineage: Eukaryota; Metazoa; Chordata; Actinopteri; Cypriniformes; Cyprinidae
Product: signal-induced proliferation-associated 1-like protein 3
Biological process (GO): epithelial cell morphogenesis; establishment of epithelial cell polarity; regulation of small GTPase mediated signal transduction
Cellular component (GO): cytoplasm; plasma membrane; Golgi apparatus
Molecular function (GO): protein binding; GTPase activator activity
Source: RefSeq, a predicted model, not a curated record